This is a messenger RNA of Pseudophryne corroboree (corroboree frog), 603 nucleotides long. RefSeq names its product olfactory receptor 11A1-like. Gene Ontology annotation, cellular component: membrane. Gene Ontology annotation, biological process: G protein-coupled receptor signaling pathway. The record is from RefSeq and is a predicted model, not a curated record. Bases 1 to 603 code for a protein of 200 amino acids. Gene Ontology annotation, molecular function: olfactory receptor activity. Lineage: Eukaryota; Metazoa; Chordata; Amphibia; Anura; Myobatrachidae. The transcript has a single exon.
AUGUCUUAUGACCGAUACCUGGCCAUAUGUAACCCUCUGCAUUAUACCACCAUCAUGACUAUCAAACUACAACAAUCCCUGGUUAUCUAUUGCUGGGUGUUUGGCUUUCUACUCACCCAAAUUACUCUUAACUUUCUGUGUCAACUUCAGUUCUGUGGACCCAACAUCAUUAAUCAUUUCUUCUGUGACCUCGUUCCCUUUGUUGAACUGUCAUGUUCUUACUCUCAUGCCCUACAGCUAGAGAUCUUGAUUGUUGCAGUCCCAAUAAUGGUCAUCCCUUUUAUUUUAAUUUUUAUUAGUUACAUCUGUGUAUUCAUAGCUAUUCUCGGGAUCUCCUCAACAACUGGUAGGAAGAAAACCUUCUCCACUUGUAGCUCCCACCUCUCCGUUGUGACUGUAUUCUAUGGAACCUUGAUCACUAUUUACUUGGUUCCAGCUAAUGGGCGUUCCUUGACAGUGAACAAGUUUAUCGCCCUGCUGUACAUUGUAAUAACGCCCCUGUUUAACCCAAUUAUAUACAGCUUGAGGAAUAAAGAAAUCAGAGUUGUCAUAGGGAAUUUACUUAAGACUAGGGAAUAUGACAAAAACACGACAUCAAAAUAA